Messenger RNA from Thlaspi arvense, 3246 nucleotides. NCBI's taxonomy places the organism in Eukaryota, Viridiplantae, Streptophyta, Magnoliopsida, Brassicales, Brassicaceae. The record is from the annotation of a GenBank genome assembly.
AUGAUGAGGAAUUUCUACUUCCAUAGAGAGAGAGAGAGGGUUAAAGGCGCCAUGGAUUUGGAUCAAUGGAUUUCCAAGGUUAAAGAAGGCCAACAUCUCUCCGAAGACGAGCUUCAGCUUCUCUGCGAAUACGUGAAAGAAAUUCUCAUUGAGGAAUCAAAUGUACAACCUGUCAACAGUCCAGUCACCGUCUGUGGUGAUAUCCACGGCCAGUUUCAUGAUCUAAUGAAGCUUUUUCAGACCGGAGGUCAUGUUCCCGAGACAAACUACAUAUUUAUGGGGGAUUUCGUUGAUAGAGGUUACAACAGUCUUGAAGUAUUCACUAUUCUUUUGCUUCUUAAAGCAAGAUAUCCAGCCCAUAUCACACUUUUGCGUGGAAAUCAUGAAAGCAGACAGCUAACUCAGGUGUAUGGUUUCUAUGAUGAAUGCCAAAGGAAGUAUGGUAAUGCUAAUGCAUGGAGAUAUUGCACCGAUGUGUUUGACUAUCUUACACUUUCAGCUAUUAUAGAUGGCACAGUUCUAUGUGUUCAUGGUGGCCUUUCACCUGACGUACGGACAAUUGACCAGAUAAGACUGAUAGAGCGGAAUUGCGAAAUCCCGCAUGAAGGACCCUUCUGUGAUCUUAUGUGGAGCGAUCCUGAAGAAAUUGAAACAUGGGCUGUCAGUCCACGUGGAGCUGGUUGGCUUUUCGGGUCCAGGGUUACCACUGAGUUUAACCAUAUAAACAAUCUUGAUCUAGUAUGUCGCGCACACCAGCUUGUACAAGAAGGUCUCAAGUACAUGUUCCAAGAUAAAGGCCUUGUAACUGUGUGGUCUGCACCUAAUUACUGCUAUCGCUGUGGGAAUGUGGCCUCUAUAUUGAGUUUCAAUGACAACAUGGAAAGGGAAGUGAAGUUCUUCACGGAGACAGAAGAGAACAAUCAAAUGAGAGGGCCAAGGACAGCAAGGCGUGGACUCGUUUCUCUUAGCUCCGACUUUCUCGCACCUCAUCGUCAUCUUCUCCACUUCGGUGCUCCUCUUGUUCCUCGCCGCCGCUGUAGUCUUCGGUUGUGCUGCUCUUCUUCUUCCUCGUUCUCUGAAACUGGAGCUGCAUCAUUGCGGUUAACAUCUACGGGAGACAUGGCGGAAUCGAGAUCCCCUCCGGUGGCGAAGAAAGUGGAGCAUGUGAUGGAGAUGUUCGGUGACGUUCGGGUUGACAAUUACUACUGGCUCCGUGACGAUUCUCGUUGCAACCCCGACAUGCUUUCUUAUCUCCGUGAAGAAAACGACUACACUGCUGCCGUCAUGUCUGGGACUAAGAAAUUUGAGAAUCAACUGUUUGCUGAGAUAAGAGGGAGGAUCAAAGAAGAUGAUAUAUCGGCACCUCUACGCAAGGGUCCUUACUACUACUAUAAGAAGAGUCUUCAUGGAAAGGAAUAUGUUCAGCACUGUAGGCGUUUGAUCACUGACAACAAAGCUGAGCCUUCUGUGCAUGAUACUAUGCCAACUGGCCCAGAUGCUCCUCCUGAGCAUAUAAUAUUGGAUGAGAAUGUCAAGGCCCACGAGCAUGACUACUACAGAAUUGACGCCUUCAAGAACAGUCCCGAUCAUAAGUUGGUGGCGUAUGCAGAGGAUACAAAAGGUGAUGAAAUAUACGCAGUUAAUGUCAUCGACUCUGAGACACUGAAACCAGUGGGGCAACCGCUAAAAGGAGUGACUUGUGAUCUCGAAUGGGCUGGUAAUGAUGCUUUGGUCUACAUUACUAUGGACGAAAUCCUGCGACCUGACAAGGUUUGGUUACAUAAGUUGGGGACAGAGCAAUGUAGUGAUGUAUGCCUCUACCAUGAGAAGGACGAUAUGUUUUCUCUUGAUCUUCACGCCUCUGAGAGCCAUAAGUAUAUAUUUGUUGCAUCUGAAAGCAAAACUACAAGAUUUGUCUUCUCGCUUGAUGUCUCCAAACCUCAGGAUGGACUCAAGGUGCUGACACCUCGUGUUGAUGGCAUUGAUUCAUCAGUCAGUCAUCGAGGCAACCACUUUUUCAUCCAGAGAAGGAGCACUGAAUUUUACAACUCAGAAGUGGUUGCCUGCUCUGUUGAUGACACAUCUAAGACAACUGUUCUGAUUCCACAUAGGGAAAGUGUAAAGAUUCAGGAAAUUCAGCUUUUUCGAGAUCACCUCGUACUAUUCGAGCGUGAACAGGGACUGCAGAAGAUAACAGUUCAUAGGCUUCCUGCUGAGGGACAGCCACUGAAAGGUCUCCCAGGUGGUCGUAGUGUUAGCUUUGUUGACCCGGUCUAUUCAGUUGACUCAACAGAUUCUGAGUUUUCAUCCGGUGUUUUGAGGUUCUGCUAUAGCUCGAUGAAAACACCUCCGUCUGUGUAUGACUAUGACAUGGAUAGUGGCACUUCCGUUGUCAAGAAGAUUGACACAGUAUUAGGAGGUUUUGAUGCAUCAAAUUAUGUUACAGAAAGGAAAUGGGUUACUGCGUCAGACGGAACUGAAAUUCCAAUGUCAAUUGUUUAUAACAAAAAACUUGCAAAGCUCGAUGGGUCUGACCCUUGCCUUCUUUAUGGAUAUGGUUCAUAUGAGAUCUCCGUGGAUCCAUAUUUCAAGGCGUCAAGGUUAUCACUCUUAGAUCGUGGUUUUAUCUACGUAAUUGCUCAUGUUCGUGGGGGUGGUGAAAUGGGGAGACAGUGGUACGAGAAUGGAAAGCUAUUGAAGAAGAAAAACACAUUCACUGAUUUUAUUGCUUGUGCUGAGCGUUUAAUAGAACUUAAGUACUGCUCGAAGGAAAAACUGUGCGUGGAAGGAAGAAGUGCUGGUGGAUUGCUGGCGGGUGCUGUUCUUAAUAUGAGGCCUGACUUGUUCAAGUUGGUUAUCGCUGGAGUGCCUUUUGUAGAUGUUUUGACAACAAUGCUGGACCCAACUAUUCCGCUUACGACAUCAGAAUGGGAGGAGUGGGGUGACCCUAGAAAGGAAGAAUUUUACUUCUAUAUGAAGUCAUAUUCUCCAGUCGACAAUGUUACGGCGCAGAAUUAUCCAAAUAUUCUUGUAACUGCUGGGUUAAAUGAUCCAAGAGUCAUGUACUCUGAACCUGCCAAGUUCGUGGCGAAGCUGAGAGAAAUGAAGACCGACAACAACUUGCUGUUGUUCAAAUGUGAGCUUGGCGCUGGGCAUUUCUCAAAAUCUGGGAGAUUCGAGAAGCUUCAGGAAGAUGCAUUUACGUUUGCAUUCAUGAUGAAAGUUUUGGACUUGAUUCCCGCUUCC